CUGAGCUAUAAAAGAGCUGAACUGUAAUGGAGACCCCAUCACACUGCAGUUCGCUGUUACGCAGAGAAGAUGAGCGCACGGAUAAUGAAAUCCAACCCUGUCAUGAAACUGAUAUUGCUCUUCACGGCUUCCUUUUCAUGGGCCUUUCAGCAGCAAGCCGUUCCACUAAAGUAUCAGUACAGAGAUCCCGUGACGUCUCAGGUCCGCUCUUGUGACCAGUGCCCUCCCGGUACAUCCGUGAAACGACACUGCACCGCUGACACGCCCACUGAGUGCCAGCCCUGUCCUGAGAGACAUUUUGCCGAGAACUGGCACUGGGGGGAUACAUGCCAAUACUGCACCUCAGUGUGUAAGGAGAGACAAGUUGUAAAGCAGCAGUGCAACAGUACACAUGACCAGCUCUGUGAAUGUAUACCGGGAUACCAUCUAGUGGUGGAAUUCUGCAUUGCACACAGUACCUGCCAGCCUGGAGAGGGAGUCAUUGCUUUAGGUACACCUGAAAGUGACACUGUGUGCGAACGCUGUCCUGACGGUUAUUUCUCUGCUGGCGGUUCCUCCACCGAGCCGUGUCGGCCCCACAGAAACUGCGCGGAUUUCGGCAUGAAGACUUUGAGAUGGGGCACAUCCUCAUCAGACAGUCUGUGUGGCUCCCCUGACAUCAAAGCAGCUCUGGACUGCUCUCAGCAUCACACUCUGUGUCAUAAUGAUGUGACUCUUUGUGAGGAGGCAGUUUUCCAGUCCCUUGCCUCACUGCGGCUGUCUUCAGUGCCUCUGGAGCGAAUCCUUGAGAAUCUUCCUGGACAAAAGGUGGAUCUCAAGAGCCUGGAGAGGCUGAAGAAGGCAUGCUCUCACCAGCAGCAGGUCUUGCAUCUGCUGCGGCUGUGGAGGGAACAGAACAAAGACAAGUUGUACGGUAUCAUACAAGGUGUGAACCACUGUGAGAGAAAGGUGUCCCGCUGCAACGUUCUGAAAAACCUGACCAUAGAUGACCUCAUUAGGGUGACCAACAGCCUACCAGGGAUUAAAGUUCAGGAGCAGGAUGUGAAAGCCAUUGUGUCCACCUGUCUGCCCAGGCAGUACCUCCUACAGAUUCUCCACCUGUGGAAAACAACAAACUACAACUUGGAUCUGGCGAAAGGUCUGUCUCGUAGUCUAAGGGAGCUUCGCAACCAGGGGGCUCCGCGCUACCUAAUCAAGGGGCUCAAGAAAAUCAGCCGCAUCAUAGAAACUACAUCAGGGCACAAGAAGUACGAGAAGAUGUUUAUGAGCAUGUUUCAGGACGAGUCUUGCUUUAAAGUUCAUAAGCCUUUAAAUGAAUAAGUUUCUUAAGUAACAAAAAAAAAAAAAAAACAGUGCAGCCCACAGCAUUUCCAAAACACAACUACUUUGUGGGAUUGAGAGUGAAGCAACUACAGUGUGCAUUUUGAACAUCCUCAGGUCUCAGAAAAAGAAAGUUUUCAGUUAUCUGGUCGAAGCAAAAUAAGGUAUUGUAUCAGAUAAAAGCUUCAGGUACCAGAAAAGAGGCAUUGGGUAUAAUAAAAAAGCUAAGUAAGAAAAAGUAUUUUUAAAAAGUAUAUUAAAAAGGCAGCCUGUUGCAGGCGAUGCUCAUGUGUCAUUACCGUGUUACAAUGUUCAGAUGGUUCAUGAUGUCACCAAAAACUGUGGGUUUAAGCUGGAAAUACACCAACUGAAAUAUUAUGAGGUUUAUGAUACGAUUAAAAUAGUAACAUAAACAUUUUUAUAGUUUAAUAUUUAACCCUUUACUGUCACAUCUGCCAGACGUACACAUGUGGAUACAAUGGUUAGUACCCCUCAUUUAAAGAAAGAAAACCCCACAAUGGUCACAGAACUACUUAAAUCUGACAAGAUCAAUAAUAAAAAAAAAAA
Molecule: messenger RNA, 1887 nt
Organism: Cyprinodon tularosa
Lineage: Eukaryota; Metazoa; Chordata; Actinopteri; Cyprinodontiformes; Cyprinodontidae
Product: tumor necrosis factor receptor superfamily member 11B-like
Exons: 6
Coding region: 70-1320 (416 amino acids)
Molecular function (GO): protein binding
Source: RefSeq, a predicted model, not a curated record